Rhodamnia argentea is the source of this 798-nucleotide messenger RNA. Its product is annotated as profilin-like. NCBI's taxonomy places the organism in Eukaryota, Viridiplantae, Streptophyta, Magnoliopsida, Myrtales, Myrtaceae. Gene Ontology annotation, cellular component: cell cortex. The record is from RefSeq and is a predicted model, not a curated record. Gene Ontology annotation, molecular function: actin monomer binding. The transcript has 3 exons. Bases 144 to 539 code for a protein of 131 amino acids.
ACUAUAUCUCUUCCCCCCUUCCCUUCCCGUUCCUUCUGCGCUCUCCCACCACAGCUCAAUCAAAGCCCUCAUCGCCUCUACCUCUCUUUCUCUCUCUCUCUCUCUCUCUCUCUCUCUAGCGAUCGCGGAACUAACGGACGAAGAUGUCGUGGCAACAGUACGUGGACGAGCACUUGAUGUGCGAGAUCGACGGCAACCACCUCACCUCCGCCGCCAUCGUCGGCCACGACGGCAGCGUCUGGGCCCAGAGCUCCAACUUCCCCCAGUUUAAGCCCGAAGAGAUAGCUGCAAUGAUGCGUGAUUUUGAUGAGCCUGGGACGCUUGCACCAACUGGAUUGUACCUUGGUGGCACAAAGUACAUGGUGAUCCAAGGCGAACCUGGUGCUGUUAUCCGUGGCAAGAAGGGCCCUGGAGGUGUUACAGUCAAGAAGACAACUAUGGCUUUAAUCAUUGGCAUAUAUGAUGAGCCUAUGAGUCCUGGUCAAUGCAACAUGAUUGUCGAGAGGCUCGGAGACUAUCUAGUCGAACAGAGUUUUUAGGCAUGUCAGCAAAUGCAUUAUGGGAUUUUUUAUUUUUUUUUGGGUUCUUCCCUUUUUUCAAUUGGAAAAGUCGUGGUGUCUUCCCCUUUCUUUCUGGAAUAUACUGGGCUUGAGUGUGUCUACAUGGGGUUGGAGUUGUUGCAGUUGACGCAGUUUCUUGUUUGGGGACCUGGGAACCUCUGAGUACAAGAAGGUGCUUUGUUGUCCGAGUGGUGAUAUUUAUGGUUCUCUCUGUUGUAUGAAAGCCUUUUGUCUUUAA